Corapipo altera (White-ruffed manakin) is the source of this 1685-nucleotide messenger RNA. RefSeq names its product BAI1 associated protein 2 like 1 (gene BAIAP2L1). The transcript has 14 exons. The record is from RefSeq and is a predicted model, not a curated record. NCBI's taxonomy places the organism in Eukaryota, Metazoa, Chordata, Aves, Passeriformes, Pipridae. Gene Ontology annotation, molecular function: protein binding. Gene Ontology annotation, biological process: actin crosslink formation; actin filament bundle assembly; plasma membrane organization. Gene Ontology annotation, cellular component: cytosol; nucleoplasm. The coding region runs from base 98 to 1609 and encodes 503 amino acids.
UUGACAGUUUGUUCGCGGCCGAGGGGGAGCCGAGGCUGCCGCGGCGCUGCGCUGGGGCCGGGGCGCUCCGCAGGACCGAGCUCUGCCCGCCGGCACCAUGUCCCGGGACCCCGAGGAGGUGAACAAGCUGACGGAGAACACGUACAAAAAUGUUAUGGAACAGUUCAAUCCAGGACUGAGGAAUUUAAUAAAUCUGGGGAAGAAUUAUGAAAAAGCUGUUAAUGUUAUGAUAGUGGCUGGAAGAGCGUAUUAUGACAGCCUUGCAAAGAUUGGGGAUAUAUCAGCUGGUUCUCCAGUUUCUAAAGAAUUGGGCCAAGUUCUGGUAGAAAUCUCAAGAACACACAAGAAACUUAAUGACAGUCUAGAGGAGAGUUUCAAAAAAUUUCAUAAAGAAAUUAUAUCUGAACUGGAGAAGAAAACAGACCUGGAUGUGAAAUAUAUGACUGCAACUUUAAAGAGGUACCAAACCGAACACAGGAGCAAACUGGAUUCUUUAGAGAAGUCUCAGGCUGAGCUGAAAAAAAUCAGAAGGAAAAGCCAAGGAGCACGAAAUGUAACGAAAUAUGAGCAUAAAGAAAUGGAGUAUUUGGAAACAGUGAGCUCUCGCCAGAGCGAUAUCCAGCGGUUCAUUGCAGAAGGCUGCAGAGAAGCUCUCCUUGAAGAGAAAAGAAGGUUCUGUUUCCUGGUUGACAAGCACUGCAGCUUUACCCAGCACAUGCACUUCUACCACGUGCAGUGUGCAGACUUCCUAAAAUCCAAGCUGCCUGGGUGGCAGGAAACCUGCAGUGAUGCCACCAAAGUGCCUGAAAAAGUCAGAAUGAUGAUAGAUGAAAUAAGGACACCUGGAUCCACUCCAGUCUCGGGAACGCCACAGCCUUCACCAAUGGUAGAGAGAAAUACCAUGAUUGGAAAUGAUUUUUAUCCUCAUCACGAAAAUGCAUCCAACGUGCCCCCAGCUCCCACAGGCAGGGCCUACACGAGUCCACUUGUUGAUAUGUUCAACAAUCCUGCCACAGCUCCCAAAGCACCUUCUGAGAAACUAAAUCAUUCAGCAGAGAAUUCAGAUGAUGCCAGUUUAUCGCGUUCAACUUCUGUUGCCACGGGACUAAACAUAAUGAAAAGGCAAAAAGUGAAGACAAUCUUCCCACAUACUGCUGGAAGCAACAAGACAUUGCUCAGCUUUUCCCAGGGGGAUAUCAUCACACUGCUGGUAGCUGAGGAAAAGGAUGGCUGGCUCUAUGGGGAGCAUGACACAACCAGAGUAAAAGGAUGGUUUCCAUCGUCGUACACGAGACCACUAGAAGAAUUAGAAGACAAAGCCUUUGCCCCAGUGCCAAGCCCUGCACCAAUCCGAAGUGUUAGUUCUGUAAAUCUUGUGGAGAAAGGUGAAGUUGUCCUCCCACCACCAGACUACCUGGGGGCUUCACAGGCAGAGUCUGCCAAAGGUCCUGCUCCUAAAACACCGACGGACAGAGCGGAGCAGGCAGGGCCGAAACCCAACAUGAAUGGCAUUACAAAACCACCUUUUCUAAGUGGAGAAAAUCCCUUUGCAACGGUGAAGCUCAGACCAACAGUAACAAACGACAGAUCAGCACCGAUUAUCCGAUGAAUACACGGUCCGGACACACGACCUUCUUCCUUACCAACACACCAGUUCAGUAAUGACAAUUGCUAUCUCAACUUCU